AUGUCUCCCAAGAAAGGCUCCAAGAUGAGCCCCAAGAACGGCCCCAAGAAGGGCGCCAAGAAGGCAGCCCGCCGAUUCCGUGUCAAGAAGCUUCGUGCCAAGAAGCUCCUUGCCAGAAAGGCAGCUGCCAGAGUGAAGGCUGUUUCCGAGGAUCUCCACAUGCUGUGGACGGCCUACAAGAUUGCAUCUGAGGGUGCCCCGGCAUCUGACAAGAACAUUGCUGAGAGACUGGGGAUUAGUGAGGGCGCUGCCAGCGAUAAAUGGUGGGCCCUUCGGUCCAAGGUCGCGCCUUUUGAUGCCGAGUACCAGGCCGAGCGUAUCCUCGCCGAAGGCAGGAAGGACAAGGAGAUGACCGAGAAGCAGGAGGAGGAGGAGGCAGAGGAGGAAGAUGAGGAGGAAGAGGAAAUUGUUGAAGAGAACGAGGCAGACAACGAGGCAGACAACGAGGCAGACAACGAUGCAGACGAUGAGGCAGACGACCAGCCAGACCAGCCAGGCCAGGCAUUCUCUCUACCUUGCAGAUUUCGAUACUAUGGCACAGUUUGA
Molecule: messenger RNA, 546 nt
Organism: Penicillium nucicola
Lineage: Eukaryota; Fungi; Ascomycota; Eurotiomycetes; Eurotiales; Aspergillaceae
Exons: 2
Coding region: 1-546 (181 amino acids)
Source: RefSeq, a predicted model, not a curated record